Alligator mississippiensis (American alligator) is the source of this 1211-nucleotide messenger RNA. RefSeq names its product synaptosomal-associated protein 25. The record is from RefSeq and is a predicted model, not a curated record. Gene Ontology annotation, cellular component: SNARE complex; plasma membrane. NCBI's taxonomy places the organism in Eukaryota, Metazoa, Chordata, Crocodylia, Alligatoridae. The transcript has 8 exons. Gene Ontology annotation, molecular function: voltage-gated potassium channel activity; syntaxin-1 binding; SNAP receptor activity. Bases 130 to 759 code for a protein of 209 amino acids. Gene Ontology annotation, biological process: synaptic vesicle fusion to presynaptic active zone membrane; synaptic vesicle priming; exocytosis.
CCAAUGGGGAUGACCCAAGGGAGGGGCCAAGAGUCCCCCCCCUCCAAAAAGAAGAGCCUGGCAGCUUGUUGCACCAGAGCCUGGGACUGAACCAGCCGCAGGCCCCGGGGAGGCAGCGCCCCGGGCAGGAUGAUGACGGCUGGCGCGGGGGGGGCGGACUCCCAUGAGGCGCAGAGCUGCGUGGACCAGGUCACAGAUGAGUCUCUGGAGAGCUCCCGCCGCAUGGUGAAGCUGGUGGAAGAGAGUAAAGAUGCUGGCAUCCGGAUCCUGGUCAUGCUGGAUGAGCAGGGAGAGCAGCUGGACCGGAUCGAUGAGGGCCUGGACCAGAUCAACCAGGACAUGAAGGAGGCCGAGAAGAACCUGACGGACAUGGCCAAGUGCUGCGGCUUCUGCCCUUGCCCCUGCCUCAAGCUGAAGAACUUCAAGGCCAGCGAGGCCUACAAGGCCGUGUGGGGCAACACGCAGGACGGGGUGGUGUCCACGCAGCCGUCACACGUGGCCGACGACCGGGAGCAGAUGAUCAUGACUGGGGGCUACAUCCAGAGGAUCACGAAUGAUGCCCGGGAGGAUGAGAUGGAGGAGAACCUGGUGCAGGUGGGCAGCAUCCUGGGCAACCUGCGCUCCAUGGCGCUGGACGUGGGCAACGAGAUCGACAUCCAGAACAAGCAGGUGGACAAGAUCCGGGAGAAGGUCACAGUGAACGAGGACCGGAUCCGACAGGCCAACACGCAGGCCAACAAGAUCCUCAAGAACGCUUGAUCUGCCCCUGCCCCCCCCGCGUCGCCCCCGUGCCCCCAUCCCCGGAGUCUCCAGCCCUGCUCGGGGGCCUUGGGGAGGUGGCAGAUACCUGCCCUCCCACUGCUGCCCCUGGUGGAGGGGACGGGGGUGUGGCAGAGGCGGGGCUUCGCAUGCAAAUGAGGCCCUGUGAUUGGCGAGGCGGGGGAAACUGAGGCACAGGGGAGCAGCUGGGGAGCCCCGCCCCAGCCCCUGCUGCCUUCUCAUUGGCCGAGCCGGGGAGACUCCGCCCGUGUGUGUGUGUGUGUACACGUGUGCGCGUGGCCCCGCCUCCCCGUGUGUCCGUCACCGCCACGCUGCCUUUCCUUCCGUGCCUCCUGUGUGAUGUCAUCCCGGUGCUGUGACGUCAUCAAGGUGAUUUUUUUUAAUCUCUGUAUCUGUAGCUAUUUCAGCCCAAUUAAAAACAGGAAGCAUCA